CCUAUAGAUAGGCUAAAAUAGGCGAUUGAUUAUUGAUCACGUGACCAAUAAACGUUAUUUGGCAGUACAGACGAUUUUGUUGACAUUAGUUAUUUGCAGGGUUCCUGAUUGAAAUAAAAAUAUGGCUUUGAUUUCGGGUAUGAGUGAUGUACGGGUUAUAAUCACAGUAGUUGCCAUAGGAGGAUGCUUACUGACUCUCUACCCAAAGGUCUUCGCCCCAAUAGUCAUGAACUUGUUUGGAGGAAGAACAAAAGACAGAGGAGUCCAUAACAAUCAGCCAAAAAUGCCCCCAAGAGCUCAUCAUCCACGUGGCCCUGGAGGAGGAAAUGAAGGAAAUCCUCGUCCGACAGGGAUGCCACCUAAUAUGGAUGCAGAAAUUGAAAGACAUAUGAGGCAGGGACCACACCCUGGAAUGAGACAUGCAGCAGAAAUGAACAAACAACAGUCAAAGACUUCUAGUGGUCGGGGAGGAAUGAUGGGAAUGGUACUUCCUGUUUAUGCUGUGGGCAUCAUUGGUUACCUGAUAUAUACACUGGUCAAAGUCUUUAACAAGAAGAGUAAAGGGGAAUAUGACAAAAAGCCUGGGUAUGGGAGGGUGAAAAACAAAAGCCCAAACACAUCUGAGGAGAGUUCUGUAGUGGAGGAGGCAUCAUUAAGUGAUCUGAAGGAGAGCAGUGCUAAACUGUCAGAGCUGGAGAAUCUAUUAGCUAAAGCAGAUGAUAAAAAUAUAAGUGCAGAUGAAAUGAGAGCUCUUCAAACAAGAUUAGAAGAAACAGAGAAACAGAUGGCCAGGAUUCUGAAAGCCAUGCAGACAGUGUCCUCAAAAGUGACAGAUGUCAUUGAAUCCAAAGAAGAAAAUGUAGAUUCUGACGAUAAAGUAAAUAGUGACUCUGAGGAACGGUCCUCACAGCAAGGAGAAGAGAGUGAGGAGGAAUCUGAACACGCUGAGGACCAAAAAGAAAGUAAGACUCCAAAGGAGAAGGACAAAGAGGAAAAAGUUAUUCUUUUGGAUGGACAGAAGGACAAGGAUUCUGAAGAGGAAUCGGGGGUUCGCCAGAGAAAAGUCCAAGUUGAAGAGAAGGAUAAUUGAGGUUUUUUGGGGGUGUAAAUUUGGUGAUGUGCAAUUUUUUUUUUUACAGAUAGUUUAUGUUUUGAAUAAUCAAUCAAUACAAUUAGAAUUUUAGAAUGCUUAUGUCUGUCAGAUCUCCUUGAAGAUGAUUUUGAAAUUUUACAUUAACAACUAACCAAUAUUUUAAUUCUUGCUUAACACACUGUAAGUACAAAUUAAGGCUAAGUCUUAAUACAUGUAUGCUGUAGGAAGUUUUAGAAACAUCUCUCUUUUUUUUUUAAAUUUUUUUUUAUUAUAUUUGAUUAAGAUAAAUAGGUGAUUGGUGUAUGGCUUGUCACUAAUACAAAUAUUGAUGCUCAAGAUUUCUCAAGUAUUAUGCACCAAGAAUUGUUUGAUUUUGCAGUGUGUUUGCACAUUUCAAGUUUUUAUAACUACCCAAAAUGUGAUGCUUUGUUAUGGUUAAUAAAAUUUUUGUGAUGGUCUCAUGUUUUGUAUUUGUUGGACUCAAAAAAUAUUAAAAUUGUUCUUUAAAUCUUCAAAUGAGAAAAGUUUACAUUAAAAAAAAAAAAUCAAUUGUGUGGUUUAAAACCAAUAAAUUAUUGUGAUACAAAUGGGCUUUGAUGAUCUUUCAUCUGAUUGCAUUGCCCAUUGAUAUAUUUUAAAUUUGAAAUACCAUGCAUUAUGUGUUUGUGUUCAUAGCAAUGAUUAUUGAUUUUUUUUGUAUUUGAUAUUGGAAAAAAUACAACAAUGUAUAAUUUUCCUUGAAUAGAAUCUCAACGUGACCAAAUAGAUUUUUUUAAUGUAACAAUUAUUACUGCACCAUACCUCUAGCUAAGUUUGUUCUUCCUCUGAAAUCACAUUUGUCUAACUUGUGAAAUCAACAACUGCUUUAUAUACAAGGUACAUCAUUAAUCUCAAUUUUAUUUAUCAUGUACAUGUAUUUCAAUGUUAAUUGAGUACAAGGAUUGAUCAGUUUUUCACAUUAAGUCUUUGGUGUUAUUGAAUGAUUUGUUAAUGAUUACAGUCAGUAUAUUCAGUAUCAUUAAUAACUCAUUAUGUAGAAGGAAUAUAUUAAACCAAAUAUAAGAUCAGGCUCCAGGAUCACGAAACAGACUUAGACUUAAGUCAAAUUUAUAAUAGUCUGUAAAAUGUUUAUUAAUUACUGAAUUAAUCGCUAAAUUUGCAGAGAACAACACUUUAGUGAAGUUAAGAAAUAUUUUAAUUUUGGUCUACUUCACUUCUACAAUAUAUUAGUACAUCAUAAAGAUUUGGACUUAAGCUUAAGAUGUUUCAUGAUCCCGGGGCCAGGUCUUAACUUAACACCUUGAUGUACCACAUCCAGUGAUAUUGUUCAUAGAUGAUCUUACUUGAUUUGUUGGUUCUAUUUUUCUGUGUUAUGAUGUAAUUGUUCCAUGACAACUACCUAUAUUUAGAAGGAUAUGUACAUAUGUAGUCCCAAAGACCCUUUAUUUAAAUACUUUACAUUUUAUUAAAUACAUGUAUUUAUGUGUUUUGAGAUUUCAUUUCUUUUGUUUACACAUUUUUAUUUUCUUUGUUUUGUCUACUGCUUUAUUUACAUAAAAAUUUUACACUUUAUCAUAAAUUAUUCAUAUUUAACACUCAUGUAAUGAAGGUGAAUUUAACAUGUAAUAAAAAUGUGUUAAAAUUUA
This is a messenger RNA of Saccostrea echinata, 2739 nucleotides long. Its product is annotated as resistance to inhibitors of cholinesterase protein 3-like. NCBI's taxonomy places the organism in Eukaryota, Metazoa, Mollusca, Bivalvia, Ostreida, Ostreidae. Gene Ontology annotation, cellular component: neuron projection; neuronal cell body; intracellular membrane-bounded organelle. The record is from RefSeq and is a predicted model, not a curated record. The transcript has 6 exons. Gene Ontology annotation, biological process: synaptic transmission, cholinergic; protein localization to cell surface. Bases 122 to 1090 code for a protein of 322 amino acids.